AUGAAAUAGGAGGCUCUGAGCAAUUCAGUAGCUCAGAUAAGUGGAAAUUCAUAAUAAACUUAAAUACUUGAUGAAAUAGAAAAAUAUAAUUGUUAUUGGAAACAAGAAAUCAUUUUGAGUGAUUGUGAAGAAUAAUUUGUUUAAAUUGCAUCUGAUGAUGAAAGAGAUUGUGCUGCUAUGAUAAAUUUUGGAAAAGCACUUAAUAUUCAAUAAACUGAUAUUACAUAAAUAACAGAAAUCUUAAACUAUCUAGAUACUCCUUAAUUAAAGAUGACCUCUUUAUAAAGUCCAUAAAAUGUUUUGAACUAUUUUCUACCUAGUAGUUUUGUAUCUACACUUACAGAAAUGAUUAAUCACUAUCUUUUGAUGGUUUUAUAAGAAGAUCUUAAAUAAUAGUAAUAAUAAACUCAAUAAAUUUACCAUAAGAAGAAAUACAAAGAAGCUGAAAUUUAAUUUUAUUUAGGUUUGCAAAUUUUAUUUGGAGUUUAUAGAUUUCCAUCAUUGGAUGAUUAUUGGAAUGCUGAAUCUUGGUUGAAAGGGGGAGUUGAAGUUACUAUGCCAAUAGGUAGAUUUAAGUUUGUAGAUCUUCAUAUUUUUUCAUACUUUGAUGAGUUGCAAAGAGCAAAAUUAUAAUUGGAAGUAAGAAAGUUCUCUAAGAAAUUAAAAGCACUUUAUAAUCCUGAUUAAGAAUUAAUAAUUGUAGAAUAGAAUUAGAAAGCAUAUAAAACAUAUUAUAUAUUUGACUAUGAUAGUUCAUAAAUUAUAGAUUUAUUAGUUGUUUGUAAUAAUAUAAAAAAUGAAGACAGAAUAAAUAGGGUGAUGAGAAUGCUUUAUAAAUAUUCAAAUCAAAAUCAUGUUACAUACAUAAUGUUUGAUCUGAGUUUAGAAAGAAUAAUUUAAUUAGUGGAUUAAUCUAUAUAUCCAGUUAUUCGUUAUUAAAAUAUCAAUCAUAAUUUGAUUUAAAUGCUCUAGGAUGGAGAUUAUGAAUUAGAUUAAUUGUUCUUAAUUAAAUAAGGAACAUAAGUUGAUAUAUUCCCAUAAAGACGUUUAAUAUCGAAUAGACAUUAUAUGACUUCUUAUGAAAAAAUAAAAGAGUAAUUGCAAGAACAUAUAAUAAAUCUUUAGUAAUUUCGAAGUAACUUUUAUUAAUCAUCAUAAUUAAAUAAUACUGAAGGUUUUCAUUAAUUAAGAGUUGAAUUUGAAGAAUAUUUCGAAAUUAUGAUUCAUAAUACAUUUUUACUAAUUCAACAAACAUCACAAUCUUAAUUCAGACAUGAUUUAGCUAAAGUUUUACUAAAUGAGAAGGGAUAAUAAAUUGAAAGAGAUCGUAAUGAAGCCAAACGUAAACUAAAUGUUACAUACAAAGAAAAUUAUUCAAAUACAGAUCAUUUGUCCUUUGGAUUAUAAAAAUAGUAUGCUGAUCAAUUUCAUACUCCAAUACCUUAAAAAUAAGAAGAUACUUUUAAAUAUUGUUUAGUGUGUAUGAAAUUUGAUGGUUUGACCAAACCAUACUAUAGAUGUUAAUUAUGUGAAAAAUUAUUAAAUGUAAGUAAGAUUUUCUUAUGUCCUUUUCCUUGUUUUGAAUUAUUUCAUAGGAAUCCUAGUGAUUUCAUAGAUUGUGAUAUGAAAAUGUUAGAACCUCUUGGAGAUGGAAUAUAUUUUAAAAAUGAAUCAACUAUGCAACUAGUUAAUAAUGGAUAAGAAGAAGAUGCAAGUGGAAAAAAAAGAAAAUAUAAUAAACCUCCACCUAGAACCUAUUGGUCAUUUAAUAAAGAAAUUUAUAGAUAAGCAAAUAUUAAUGAUGAUUAAAAUUUGAAUGAUAUUUUAAAUACUUUUAAAAAACCAUAGGCACCUGCACCUUCACCUAGUUUGUUAUAAUCUAUUGUUCCUUAAGAAUAGUAAUAAUAGACAUUAACUUUGGGACAUAAAAAGGAUAUGAAAGAUAUUGAUCAUCUCUUAAAUUAAGAAAAAGAGUAAAAAGAUAAACUAAUAAAGGAAAUGCAAGAAAGAGACAAACAAUUAUAAGAGUAAUAUUUUUAACAGCAAUAUGAGAAAUAAUUAUAAAAAGAAUAAGAAACUAAAAAAAGCAAAAAGGCAUAGAAGGAAAGUGAAAAGAAGAAAUAAUUAGAAGAAUAACUUAAGAAUGUUAGUCCUCUGGAAAAAUUCAUGGAACAAAUAAAUAAAAGAGCAAAAGUAGAGGAUAUUGAAUGA
This is a messenger RNA of Paramecium pentaurelia, 2211 nucleotides long. NCBI's taxonomy places the organism in Eukaryota, Ciliophora, Oligohymenophorea, Peniculida, Parameciidae. The record is from the annotation of a GenBank genome assembly.